AUGGAAGAGAUUCUGGCUCAUGUCUCGGCACCCGCAAGGCGGAAGGAUGACGACUUGUAUCGAAUGCAGUCGGAAGCAUACAUGACAUUUGAACCUCGAAAACGCAUACGACUUUUACAUACAGAAAUGCCAACAGUCACUUUCACUCAACAGCACCGGAAUGUGUAUAAUACUGGGACUUCUGGGUCUACCAUGUUAUUGGAAGUAAGUGCUUCUGCGGAGGUACGCAAUGAACGUUCAAAUCUGGGAGCCACCUCAAUUUCUAAAGAGAUCGCACGGAAAAUUACAGCGAUUGAGCACCAUAGGAAACCUGUUGGAGAUCUUAACCUUUCUCCGACUUCAUCUCGUCAACAUCUCACAACACUUCGAAAAGAAAACAAUAGCCCAAUCUACUUCGACGAUACUCAGGAUGCCAUGCAAGAUAUCGAAAGCCAACUGUUUCCAGGGCCAAGUGGUUUCAAGGCCAAUCAAAAGUCUUCUGGCAGCCAUGUAUCAAAAGAUACUCGAGAGUCUUUAAGUCCUAUAUCAUACCUCGAUAAGGGGCCCAUCGCGACAACAGAUGAACUCCUUGACUCGUCGAGGAUGAGUACGCAAUCUCAGGAUUAUGGCAUCGAUCAUAGUAAGCCCAUCGAUCGCGCCGCCUCAUCCGGCGAUAUGACCUCUCAGCUUCCCCUAAGCCUCGGCCUAGGGAUAAUCGAGUCUGUUCCGCAUUCAAUGCUCCAGGAGAACAUUUCGCAAUCAAUUCAGCCAGAUUUGAUGGAUGAACAAACGGAGUUCCUGCACUCGGCAAAUCUGCGUGACAAGGACAGGGGAUCUAUGCAUGCUAUGCACAAUGCAAAGAUACUGCUAGAGUCUGAAGUUGAAGCGAUGGCACUACCAGUCAUCCAUACUUCUACCAGAGUACAUGUGGAAGUGGUGUCAAGCUGUGCAUCGCAAUAUGGCUUCGUUGAUGCUGACACCUCUGAAGAACGAGCAUCGUUAAUGUGCAAGUCUAGUCUGGUUCUCAAUCCGACUACUAUGUCAGGAUCAAGAGCUGAUAUGAAUGUAUUUGAGACGCUACCUAUUUCAGUCAUUUCACCUCUGCCGUCGACGAGUAAACCACCCGGACCCGGAGAGCAGGACAAAGCCCCGUGGCCACCAUGUGCAACACGGCAACUAGAAGAUCUGCGAGAUCAACCCAAUUUGCUCACAGUAUAUCAACCAAGUUGUAUCAAUGGGGAUGUUGAUAUGAGUCUUCCUGGACUGAGGGGAUAUUGGACAUUUGAGACAUUCUCAUGGGAUGUGGAACUGCAGUUGAACUUUUGGAAAAGGCUCAUAGACUUCGUCUCUAAGGGCCAUGGGUCGGACAUGCGUAUUCGCCGGGGCCGAACUCAACCAGAUAUAGAAGACGCCUCAGUCUAUGAACUUGGAUGUGUCGACGUCUGGUGUUGGGCUGGACUUGCGGUGCACAUCUAUCGGCUGCUAUACGUGUUGAGUGAUGGGCAAAUCAAGCAUAGUGGCGCCAAGUGGUUCACUGGACCAGGGAAUGUUUUAACAAUAACAGUCGCGCCUAGAUAA
Pseudovirgaria hyperparasitica is the source of this 1557-nucleotide messenger RNA. RefSeq lists its product as uncharacterized. Bases 1 to 1557 code for a protein of 518 amino acids. The record is from RefSeq and is a predicted model, not a curated record. The transcript has 2 exons. NCBI's taxonomy places the organism in Eukaryota, Fungi, Ascomycota, Dothideomycetes, Acrospermales, Acrospermaceae.